AUGGAUCUGAGUCGAAUUUUACGCAUAGUAGCCGUUGUUUCCAUGGUGAUGAUCCAAUCUGCUUCCGGGAAUUUCGUCUUCAACGUCAAGCAUAAAUUCGCCGGAAGAGGUAAACAGUUGUCUGAGCUCAAAUCUCACGACACCUACCGUCACGCUCGUAUGCUCGCCAACGUCGAUCUCCCUCUCGGCGGCGACAGCCGCGCUGACUCAAUCGGAUUAUACUUUACAAAAAUCCAGCUUGGGUCACCACCAAAGGACUAUUACGUUCAAGUUGAUACAGGAAGUGAUAUACUUUGGGUGAAUUGUGCACCAUGCCCCAAAUGUCCUGUCAAAACUGAUCUCGGUAUACCUCUAUCAUUGUAUGAUUUAAAAGCUUCUACGUCAUCAAAGCAUGUUGGCUGUGAAGAUGAUUUCUGCUCCUUCAUUAUGCAAUCGGAUACUUGCGAACCGAAGAAGAAGCCUUGUAGUUACCAUGUGGUGUAUGGAGAUGGAAGUACUAGUGAUGGUGACUUCGUGAGGGAUAACAUUACAUUGGAUCAAGUCACCGGGGAUCUUCGAACCGCACCCUUAGCGCAGGAAGUUGUAUUCGGGUGUGGAAGCAAUCAAUCUGGACAACUUGGGCAAACUGACUCAGCAGUUGAUGGCAUUAUGGGAUUUGGACAAGCAAAUACCUCAAUCAUAUCACAGCUAGCUUCCACAGGGAAUGUGAAGAGAGUCUUUUCGCAUUGCUUAGACAACGUAAACGGAGGUGGGAUCUUCGCUGUUGGUGAAGUCGAAUCUCCGAUUGUCAAAACAACUCCUUUGGUUCCUAAACAGGUACAUUACAACGUCAUAUUAAAGGGAAUAGAUGUGGAUGGUGACGCUGUUGAUCUUCCACCAAGCUUAGCUAGUUUUGGUGGUAAUGGAGGAACAAUAAUUGACAGUGGUACAACUUUAGCUUACUUACCAGAGAAUCUGUACAAAGCAGUACUUGACAAGAUUACUGCUAAGACACCGGUGAAACUGCAUAUGGUACAGGAGACUUUCGCAUGUUUCAGUUUCACUUCAAACACAGAUAAAUCGUUUCCGGUAGUCAAUUUUCAUUUCGAGGACUCACUUAAACUGACUGUUUAUCCACAUGACUAUCUUUUCUCUCUUCGUGAAGACAUGUAUUGCUUUGGUUGGCAAUCUGGAGGAAUGACGACUCAGGACGGAUCUGAUGUAAUCCUUUUGGGAGAUUUGGUGCUCUCAAACAAGUUAGUAGUAUACGAUCUUGAGAAUGAGGUCAUUGGAUGGGCAGACCACAACUGUUCGUCAAGUAUAAAAGUUAAAGAUGGAGCAGGAGCAUCUUACACAAUCGGAGCAGAUAAUCUCAUUUCAGCUUCUUCUUCGGUGAUCAGAGGAACAUUUGUAGCGUUAUUGUCUAUAUUAAUUUCGGUUUUCUUUUCUUUUACUUCAUAG
This is a messenger RNA of Microthlaspi erraticum, 1440 nucleotides long. The record is from the annotation of a GenBank genome assembly. Lineage: Eukaryota; Viridiplantae; Streptophyta; Magnoliopsida; Brassicales; Brassicaceae.